ACCAUGGCUCACAGACCCUGCUUCUCCUCCUGGUCACUGGUCUGCUGGUUGGUAGUAGCUGUGGCAGAAGGACAAGAAGAGGUUGUCAUUCCACCAGGAGGCUCACAACAUAUAAACCCUACAGACUGCCAGAUCUUCACACUCACCCCUCCACCUACCACGAGGAAUCCAACAACAAGGGUCCAGCCCAUUACUAGGACACCCAAAUAUCCCUUCAGUCGUAUUACACCAAGAAGGCCUAGAAUCUACCCUGGGUUUCAAAACAGACAUGUUCUCCCUCCAAGAUGCAACCACCGUUUCCACUUCCAGCCAUUUCCCUGGCCACACAGUCGUCUUAAUUCUCGUAGAUAUUUCCUUGGAAGAAAUCUCCCGAGUGAAAGUUCAUCUGAAGAAAGCAGAGAGAAAAGAGAAGCAAAAAUAUACUGA
Messenger RNA from Ictidomys tridecemlineatus (thirteen-lined ground squirrel), 426 nucleotides. RefSeq names its product odontogenesis associated phosphoprotein (gene Odaph). The record is from RefSeq and is a predicted model, not a curated record. Lineage: Eukaryota; Metazoa; Chordata; Mammalia; Rodentia; Sciuridae. Gene Ontology annotation, biological process: positive regulation of enamel mineralization.